Messenger RNA from Miscanthus lutarioriparius, 2115 nucleotides. Lineage: Eukaryota; Viridiplantae; Streptophyta; Magnoliopsida; Poales; Poaceae. The record is from the annotation of a GenBank genome assembly.
AUGGAGGCCGCGUGGAGGAAGGUCAGGAAGGCGAUGGGCCUCCGCCUCGGCGUGCACGCGUCCGCGGCGGGAGGUGGAAACGUCCGCCGGGCCCCGCCGGGCGCGGGCGGUUGUCGGCGGGACGCCGCGGUGGCGGUGGUGCUGGUGGCGGCGGCGGCGGACGAGUCGGGGCCGAGCACGCCGGUGGGUGCGCUCCGCCCGUCCAAGUCCGGGGGCAGGUCCUCCUCCUCGCACUCCUCCAAGGGGAAAUGUGCAAUAUGCUUUGCUAGCAUGAGAUCUGGCCACGGACAAGCCCUUUUCACGGCAGAGUGUUCUCACAUGUUCCAUUUUCAGUGUAUCUCGUCUAAUGUAAAACAUGGAAACUAUGUCUGCCCAGUUUGUCGAGCGAAAUGGAAAGAGAUACCCUAUCGCUCACUAUCUUCUACUAGUCCUCGUGGAAGAGUUGGAGGUGACCAUAUUCGAUCACCCCAACAAGAUCCUCAUUUGGCUCUUCACCGGCAAGUUUCAAACCGGCGGCCAGAGGUCCGUCGGUUACAUACUUCUGAGCCAGUAGACUACAAUGAUGAUGAACCUUUGCAGCGCAUAGAGGCUUUUGACAAUUUUAAUUCUGGAUCUAGGAAAACUGCUGAGAUCAGCUCAUACCCAGAAUUCCAAGCUGUUUCACAGUCAUCAUGUCUAGAUGGAUUUGACAUUCUGAUCCAUGUGAAGGCCCCCACUUCUAGCACAGAUGACGUCACAGGCAGUUUGGUCAAUGAAAGCUCUAUGAGGUCGUCAAGACGAGUUCCUAUUGAUCUUGUUACUGUCCUCGAUGUUAGUGGCAGUAUGGCAGGCACAAAAUUGGCACUCCUGAAGCAAGCAAUGGGUUUUGUUAUUCAGCACCUUCGGCCAUCUGACCGCCUUUCAGUCAUUGCCUUUUCAUCUACUGCUCGAAGACUGUUCCCCCUCCAACGGAUGUCACAUCAUGGUAGGCAGCAGGCCUUGCAGGCAAUCAGCUCACUUGGCGCUGGUGGUGGUACGAACAUUGCUGAUGCACUAAAGAAAGCUGUGAAGGUAAUUGAGGACCGCAACUAUAAGAAUUCUGUAUGCAGUAUCAUUCUUCUGUCAGAUGGUCAAGAUACCUACAACAUUUCCUCAAAUUUCCAAGGCACAUCAGCAGGUCGUAGGUCACUUGUUCCAUCUUCUAUUCUAAAUGAACUCCAUAUGGUACCCCUGCACACUUUUGGAUUUGGAGCAGACCAUGAUUCAGAUACACUGCAUUCGAUUUCUGAAGCUUCUGGUGGCACCUUUUCUUUUAUUGAGGAUGAAGGUGUGAUGCAAGAUGCGUUUGCUCAAUGUAUUGGUGGGCUUCUUAGUGUUGCUGUUCAGGAGAUGCAUCUCAGUAUGGAGUGCGUUGAUCCUGGUGUUCAACUUUGUUCCAUUAAAUGUGGCAGCUAUCCAAGUAAGGUAGCAAGAGAUGGACGAAAUGGAUCUGUUGAUAUUGCUCACUUAUAUGCUGAUGAGGAGAAAGACAUUUUGCUGUCAGUGACCAUUCCAAAAUCUUGUGAACAGACUUCACUGUUAAGAGUUGCUUGUGCUUACAAAGAUCCUGUGACCAAUGAGACUAUCAAGAUUCAAGGUGACGAGGUAAAGAUCAACAGGCCAACAUCCACUGUAUCUGUACCGGUUUCUAUUGAAGUUGACCGAGAGAGGAACCGUAUACGAGCUGCCAAUUCUAUCGAGUCUGCACGGGCUGCUGCCGAGAGGGGUGCUCUCUCUGAGGCCGUCACUAUUCUUGAGGACUGCCGGAGGGCAGUAUCACAGUCUGUUGCAAGACAGAAUGGGGACCGUCUAUGCAUGGCCCUUGACGCAGAGCUAAGAGAGAUUCAGGAGAGGAUGGCGAACCGCCAACUUUAUGAGGCUUCAGGGAGGGCAUAUAUGUUGUCUGGAUUGAGCUCUCAUUCAUGGCAGAGAGCAACAGCGCGCGGAGACUCUACAGAUAGCACCACUCUUGUUCACUCAUAUCAAACGCCAUCCAUGGUUCAGAUGCUGGAGCAUUCCCAGAAUUUCAGCUCUUUGCCUCAGGGCCGAAGGCCACAAGUCCAGGGAAGGCAGGAAUUUCGCAUGAAUAUGACAUGA